AAUAAAUCAUACAACUCAAUUAGCGGCCUAGUGUCAGGUGUAACACCUUCUACUUACCGUCAUGCAAAUCACACAAAUUCGAAGUAAGAAAACGUACCUGGUCAUCCUUGUUCAAUCAACUCCAACAAUAACAUAUAAUAUAAUUAAAUCAUAAUUCAAUUGUAACAAAUAAACCACGUAAUCAAUCAUACGAAACUACGAACGUGAAUUUCAAAUCUAUAUACAUAAUCUAGCGUUAGAUGUGCAAGUUCUGACCUCGAUAAUUAGACGAAUUAAACAAAACAAGAAUCAAUUGGUCGGGCUGUUUCCGGAGAUCCCAAUGGCAGCGGCGACACAGGACGACGGUGGCGGUGUCGAGCUCCUUCCCUCCGACUCUGGUCUGCGGUUGCUCUCUCCUUCUCUUUUACCGUCGCACAAAGUAUUCUGUAGACCUUGUCCGGACGAAGAAGGCCGCCACCGUGACAAGCGUCCCAAGAAUCACCGCCACCACCACCACCAACUUCUCCUCCUCCCAGAUGUUCAUAUUUCAGACACCCUUCGUUUGAACAGGUGGGAGAGCAUUGUGACUGUGGAGAGCAUAACCGUGAAGCACAUCAAACACGGCGGCACUUGUGCUAAAAUCUACGGGAAUGUGAUUGCUUCUGACGACGAUAACCAGCAGGUGUUGUUUCGCCUCAAACCAUGCGAAAGCGAUGCGAAAACAAUCGGAGAUGAUUUAAAACUCAAAGGCCCUCAUUUUUCUGCUCUUGAUCCAAGCCCUUGGGGCAGCAUUGGGAUCAAUUACCUCGUUGAGGACCGUGGCGAUGGCUAAGAGAGAGUUUUUGCUAGAGGCCUUAUCGACGUUGAGGAAGGCGGUUAUUCCGAGGUGGACGUGGAAGGUGAUGGCGGAGCUGUGAGUGUUGCUUAUG
This is a messenger RNA of Cuscuta campestris, 908 nucleotides long. Lineage: Eukaryota; Viridiplantae; Streptophyta; Magnoliopsida; Solanales; Convolvulaceae. The record is from the annotation of a GenBank genome assembly.